AUGAAUUUAUUUUUAUAUAAAUAAUAAAAAGUAAAGUUUUAUGAAUACUUUUAGAAUAAUAAAUAGACGUAGAUUAGUGUUAAAAGCAAUCCCUUCCUUAACUAAGUCUUUUAGUGAACAACAUCCAAAACAAAUUCAAAAACUUUCAGAUGUUUAUUUAAAUAUUUUUGCGAGGAAUAUGUCUCAAAAAAGUAUAACAUCCUUUUUUAAAAGAACUCCUAAGAAGACCGAAGAUGAAGAUGUCGACAAGGACACUAUAUCAACAACAUCAAACAUAAACAAGAAUGGUAAAGUUAACGAAGUCACACCACAAGAAAAAGGAAAGAGGCCAAAAAGAUCAAGAUCCAGUAGUAGUGAAAGUAAAUCACCAGAAGUGGAAAGUAAGGAGUCAUCACCAGUUAAAUCUGAAAAGGUAAAGAAAAUCAAACGGCAACGCAUAGAAAGUUCAGAAAGCGAAUCUGAUUCACCUCCAAAGUCUCAUGAGGAGCAAACAGAUAUUAAGCUAGUAAAGACUGAGAACCCUCCCAAGACGUAUGAUUCACCAAAGUCUAAGAAAAUAAAGAAGCAGACUAAAGGUUUAGAAAACAAGGCGAAAAAAGAAAAAACAUCACCAAAAAGUCCAAAGUCACCAGCUAAAAAUGUGAAGAGUAAAGAAAGUCCCAUGAGCAAGUUUAUGGUAAAAGAAGAGAAAUCUGAUGAUGGUUAUAGUAAAAAUGGUCCUAUUAAGAAGGAGAAGAAAGAGAAUGAUGUCAAUGAUGUCAAAGUAGUUGCAGAAGUAGAGUAUAAUCCAUCAAAACCUAAAUAUCACCCUAUCAAGGACGCAUGUUGGGUCAAGGGACAGGAGGUGCCCUACAUCGCGCUAGCUAAGACACUGGAGGCUAUAGAAGCCACAUCGGCUAGGCUGAAGAUGGUGGAGAUUUUGAGCAACUACUUUAGGUCUGUGAUAGCCUUGACUCCCGAGGACCUCCUGCCUAGCAUAUACUUGUGUCUGAACAAACUUGCACCUGCUUAUCAUAGUUUGGAAUUGGGCAUCGCCGAGACGUACCUGAUGAAGGCGGUGGCGCGCAGCACGGGCCGCACGCUGGCGCAGCUGCGGAGUGCGGCGCAGCGCUGCGGCGACCUCGGCCGCGCCGCCGAGGACGCGCGCGCCGCGCAGCGCACCAUGUUCGCGCCGCCGCCGCUGCGCGCGCGCCGCGUGCUCGCCGCGCUCCGGGACGUCGCGCAGACUACUGGUCAGGAUUCAGUGAACAAGAAAAUCGCAAAAAUACAAACCCUGUAUGUCGCUUGCAGACAUUCAGAAGCGCGAUAUUUGAUAAGGUCGCUAGAAGGCAAGCUUCGCGUGGGGCUCGCAGAGCAGUCUGUACUGCAGGCGCUGGCGCUGGCCUGUGCAAACACGCCGCCUCAGGCCUUCACCCCCGGAGCGCCCGAUCCUGGCCCUGAACAGUUGGAUGUCGCCUCCACCAUGAACGCGGAGGCUUUUAAGGCGCAGGUAGACGAGCUGGCACUCACGCUCAAGACCACAUACUGCGAGUGCCCAAACUACGAUCUGAUCGUGCCUGUUCUGCUGAGUCAUGGGGUUCGAGCCCUACCCGAGCACUGCCGGCUCACGCCCGGCAUUCCUCUCAAGCCCAUGCUAGCUCACCCCUCGCGCGGCGUCCAUGAAGUCUUCACCAGGUUCGAGAACGAGGAGUUCACGUGCGAGUUCAAGUACGACGGCGAGCGCGCGCAGAUACACGUGCCCGGGGACGACGCGCCGAGGUUCGCAGACGCAGCCGUCUUCAGUCGCAACCAGGAGAACAACACCAGCAAGUACCCCGACAUCCUGCGGCGCCUGCCCGCGCUCCUCAAGGACAGCGUGACGAGCUGCGUGCUGGACUGUGAAGCAGUGGCCUACGACACCGAAAAGAAGCAGAUACUACCCUUCCAGGUGUUGUCAACUCGCAAGCGGAAAGAUGCAUCCGAAGAUCAAAUCAAGGUACAAGUGUGCGUGUUCGUGUUCGACCUGCUGUAUUUCAACGGCAAAGCCCUUGUACGGGAACCACUGGAAUUGCGCCGACAGCUGCUGAGGGAUAACUUCCAGGAAGUGGAGGGAGAGUGGAAGUUCGCGGAGGGCGGCGACUGCCGCGACGAAGAGUCCGUCCAGCAGCUGUUGGAUGCGGCCGUGCGCGGCUCCUGCGAGGGGCUCAUGCUGAAGGCGCUGCGCGGGCCGCGGGCGCGCUACGACAUCGCGCGCCGCUCGCACAACUGGCUCAAGCUCAAAAAAGACUACCUGGACGGCGUGGGGGACACGGUGGACGCGGUGGUGCUGGGCGCGUACCGCGGGCGCGGCAAGCGGGCCGGACUGUUCGGCGGGUUCCUGCUGGCGUGUCGGGAGGACGACCGGUACCAGUCGCUCUGCAAGAUCGGCACGGGCUUCUCGGACGAGGAUCUCAAGACGCUCACCGAAACUCUGCAGCAGCACGUUAUCGACGGUCCUAGGAAUUACUACAUGUACGAGCCCGCGCACGCGCCGGACGUGUGGCUGUCGGCGGCGCACGUGUGGGAGGUGCGCUGCGCGGACCUGUCGCUGUCGCCCGCGCACCGCGCCGCCAUCGGCCUCGUGGACCCCGAGCGCGGCAUCUCGCUGCGGUUCCCCCGGUUCGUCCGCGUCCGCGAGGACAAGACUCCGGAGCAAGCCACGAGCGCCGAACAACUGGCGCAGAUGUACCUCGCGCAAGACCAGGUCAAGAACAACGCCAAGCACAUCGACCACGAUGACUUCUACUGACACCAGCGCCACUAACGCUGCGCCAACGCUGUACAUUCGUUAUAAAUAAGAUAAUUCAAUAAAUAUUGUGCAUUUCAA
Molecule: messenger RNA, 2845 nt
Organism: Melitaea cinxia (Glanville fritillary)
Lineage: Eukaryota; Metazoa; Arthropoda; Insecta; Lepidoptera; Nymphalidae
Gene: DNAlig1
Product: DNA ligase 1
Exons: 16
Coding region: 41-2767 (908 amino acids)
Biological process (GO): DNA biosynthetic process; Okazaki fragment processing involved in mitotic DNA replication; DNA repair
Cellular component (GO): mitochondrion; nucleus
Molecular function (GO): ATP binding; DNA ligase (ATP) activity; DNA binding
Source: RefSeq, a predicted model, not a curated record